CACGUACUCAGAGCGUGGCAGCGUGGUCUCGCCUGUCCUUCACAUCCGUCCACAUCUUUCUAGGUUCGACUCCCAAGCGCAGCAACGAUGGCUCUGCUCAAGUCCAACAAGAUAAUCUACUGCCUGGGGACUAUCUCCCCGUCCCUGGGAGUCCUGUCCGCCCGCAGCAGCUCCUGGUGGGGUGGAGUGCAGAUGGGUCCCCCUGAUCCCAUUCUGGGGGUGACUGAAGCCUUCAAGAGGGACACAAACCCCAAGAAGAUGAACCUGGGAGUGGGAGCGUACAGGGAUGAUCAGGGAAAACCUUUUGUCCUCAGCUGUGUUCGCAAGGCAGAGGCUAUUAUUGCAGCUAAACAGCUGGAUAAGGAGUACCUUCCCAUUGGUGGUCUGGGGGAAUUUAACAAAGCCUGUGCUCAGCUGGCGCUUGGUGAUGCAAGUGAGGUUUUGAAAAGUGGCAGAAGCAUCACUGUCCAGACCAUCUCAGGAACUGGAUCCCUGCGUGUUGGAGCCAACUUUUUGGCUCGAUUCCAUGCAGGGCCACGUGAUGUGUACCUGCCCAAACCCUCCUGGGGGAACCACACACCCAUCUUCAGAGAUGCUGGCAUGCAGCUCAAAGCUUACCGUUACUAUGACCCCUCUACCUGUGGCUUUGACUUCAAAGGAGCUCUGGAGGACAUCUCUAAAAUCCCAGAGCAGAGUGUGAUUCUGCUGCAUGCAUGUGCUCACAACCCUACUGGUGUGGACCCCAGGUCCGAGCAGUGGAAGGAGAUUGCUGACCUCGUGAAGAAAAGGAACCUGCUCGUGUUCUUCGACAUGGCCUAUCAGGGCUUUGCAAGUGGAGACAUUGAUCGUGAUGCCUGGGCUGUCCGCCACUUCAUUGAACAGGGCCACAACAUCCUGCUGUCCCAGUCCUUUGCCAAGAACAUGGGACUCUAUGGUGAACGUGUUGGAGGCUUCACCAUAGUGUGCAAAGAUGCAGAGGAGGCGAAGAGGGUGGAGUCACAACUUAAGAUCCUUAUCAGGCCCAUUUACUCCAACCCGCCAAUGAAUGGCGCCAGAAUUGCAGCAACUAUUCUCAACACACCAGAACUGCGCUCACUGUGGCUGGAGGAGGUCCAUGGUAUGGCUAACCGCAUCAUUAAGAUGAGAGAGCAGCUGGUGGCCGGUUUGAAAAAGCAGGGCUCCUCCCACAACUGGCAGCACGUCAUCGACCAGAUUGGGAUGUUCUGCUUCACAGGACUCAAGCCAGAACAGGUCGAGCGCCUGACAAACGAGUUUUCAGUGUACAUGACCAAGGAUGGGAGAAUUUCCAUGGCAGGUGUGACCUCUGGAAACGUGGGCUACCUGGCAGAGGCGAUCCAUGCGGUCUCCAAGUAGCGUGGAUCCUGCUGGGAGAGUGGCAAAAUCGGAAGGAGCAGAAUUGAAGAGGAGCUUCAAGCGUCAUUUAUUCGCAGUCUCCUUUAUUCCACCUUUUAGAAAAAAGCUUUUUUUUUUUCUUUUUUUCCCUAAUUGGAUUUCAUCAUGUGUUCCACUGAACCGUUGCUCUUGUUACAGGGUUUAUUUUCUAGUUACAUUUUUCACGUCUUCUACAUUUCACUAAAAAGGUUUCCCCUGCCAAAUUGAGCCACUACCACCCCCCCGACUGCGUUGACUGAUCUUUAAUUAUUUAUUAUCAGAAAUGAACUGUUGGCUGUGCGUUAGUGUCCUCCCACAUGUGUGCUCUGUAUCUGCUGUGGGCCCACAGACGUAAAAACAUCAAGGAAAAGAAACAUCUGGGAGAUGCUGGACAGAGAUGAGAUCUUAGUUUGUGAAAGCUUGUAGUUAAUUUGAGGUUUUCCCUCUUUAAUGUGGCGUUAUAGCACUUUAUAAGCUGUGAGGCACUGUCUGAGUCUCAAGACAUCACUGGCACUUCAUUAGCCUUUACUGUAUUAAUGGGCAUCGGCCAAUCAUGUGAUCGGGUUACUUCAUGGAACUGACUUCAUCUGACCUAACCAGUGAUUCAGCAGUUUACUCUCUUUAUCUGUUCUUGGUAGAGUGUGAGUCUUUGAUUUCUGUUUCAGUGAUUGCAGGGCAGCAGUCGCUCAGUUGGUUCUUCUUUAAGCCCUGAUACAAGCAAGCACACAAUCUAGAGAGUUAAAUAUAGGGAAGUGAUAAAUGUACUAUGUGGAUUCCACUGUAAAGAAUUCUUAUUCUUUAUACACGUUCUUCCCCCCCCCAAAUGAAGACUCUGGACUUGAUCGUAAAUUGUGUGGGGUAGUUGCUUCAGGGGAAAACGGUUCAUGAUGCACACGCUGCUCAGUCAGAUGCCAUGUUUCACUGAAUUAAUCUGUUAGUCGAGACUGACACAGAUGGCAUUUCAAAAUGUUGGGUUUGCCCCAGUCUGCUCAUACUUCUGAAACUUCUGGCACUUUGCCUCCAUGUUUUUGCAUUCUCUCUUGUGGUGCAUCGGUCUUGUACAUCAUUGAACAAACAAUAAAUCAUAGAGUAAUGUUCUGUUC
Molecule: messenger RNA, 2495 nt
Organism: Archocentrus centrarchus (flier cichlid)
Lineage: Eukaryota; Metazoa; Chordata; Actinopteri; Cichliformes; Cichlidae
Product: aspartate aminotransferase, mitochondrial
Exons: 10
Coding region: 88-1374 (428 amino acids)
Biological process (GO): biosynthetic process; L-aspartate catabolic process
Cellular component (GO): mitochondrion
Molecular function (GO): pyridoxal phosphate binding; L-aspartate:2-oxoglutarate transaminase activity
Source: RefSeq, a predicted model, not a curated record